AUGACGCUGCUGGGACUGCUACUCGCCUCGGGCACUGCAGUGGCGGCGCAGAAUGCGAAGCCACACGUCCUGCUCCUCCUGGCAGACGACUACGGCUGGGCCAACUGGGGAAUCCACAAUACUGGAACUGGUCCGCAGGACAAGCAGCUGCAGGCAGAGAUCCACACUCCGAGCUUGGACAAGUUAGCAACCGAGGGUGUAAGGCUGGACCGGCAUUACACCUUUCGGAUCUGUUCCCCGUCGCGUUCCUCCUUGAUGUCUGGCCGCUUGCCGAUGCACGUGAAUUGGAUGAACACCGGCAUCACGUCCAACAACCCCAAGGACCCAGUCAGCGGCUCUGCCGGUAUCCCGCGCAACAUGACGGGCAUGGCUGCGAAGAUGAAGGAGGCAGGAUACCGGACGCACAUGGUCGGUAAGUGGGACGCUGGAGCUGCAACGCCACAGCACACUCCAUGGGGCAGGGGAUUCGAAUCGUUCUUCGGCUACAUGCAGCAUGCCAACGACUACUGGAACGAGGGCAUCGGCUUCACGGCCGUAGGCGAGGUAGAUGUGUGCCUUGAUAAGUUCGUGGAUUUCAGCUUUUAUAACGAAACGUUCAAGGGUGGCGUCUCAGCGGAGAUCGCCGCCGAGAUGGGCUGCCUGAAGGACACCGCGUACAACCACAGCAGGACCGUUGAGCUGCUGCCUCAGGUCAGCCCCACAGGAUGCGUGAACGAGUCCUACUGCUUGCCAGACAGCUGCUACGAGGAGGCCAUGCUGCGACAGCGUUGCCUACAGAUCAUCGAGCAGCACGACCUCUCGGAGCCGCUGUUCCUCUUCUUCGCGCCGCACCUCAUGCACACGCCGCUGCAGGUGCCUGACAGGUACCUGACGAAGAUCGACAAGAUGGUGACGGACGCAGGCGCACAGCCUUUCGACUCCUCGAACCGCAGGCUGUACGCGGCGAUGGUCCUCUACCUCGACGAAACCAUCGGCGCUGUAGUUGAUGCCAUGAAGACGAAAGGGAUGUGGGACAACACGCUCGUGAUCUUCACUUCCGACAACGGCGGCCCCAUCUACGAGCCUGGUGCGGCCAACAAUUACCCCCUCAAGGGCGGCAAGUACUCCGAUUGGGAGGGCGGCAUCCGCACCAACGCCUUCGUCUCCGGCGGUUUCGUCCCCGCAGCUCGCCGUGGCAGCGUGCACAGCGGCGUGGUUUCGAUCGCGGACUGGUACGGCACGGUGGCCGCGCUCGCCGGAGUGAGCCAGGAAGACAAGGCCGCCGAGGAUGCGAACGUGUGGCUGAAGGAGAAGGGUUUGCCCCUCCUGCCGCCUGUCGACAGCGUGGCUCAGUGGCAGCACAUCGUGAGCGGGACCAACGGCAGGCCUGACACGCUGUACGUCAGCAACAAGGCAGUGCUCAAGUAUCCUUGGAAGCUCGUUGCCUCGGAUCAGGUUUACAGCAUCUGGUUCGGCCAGCAGUACCCGAAUUGCACCACAAUCGAGGGGAUCGCCGACCAUGGCCCCGCGUUGCCACUGUUGGACGAGGUCCACCUUUUCGGGAAGUCGCUGGAUCUCGGCCUGAGCGCGGCGGCCAUCGCUCGCAUCAUGGACAUCGAGCACUGCGGGGACGGCAAGUUGUUCAACGUCGAGGAAGAUCCCACGGAGCACCAUGACCUGUCCGGGGAUCCGAAGUAUGCGAGUCUGCUAGAGGAGCUGCGCGGCGACCUGAAAAAAUUCAACGAGGGUCUCUUCGAGCCAGACCGCGGCGAGCCUGUCAUGGAGGCGUGCUGGGAGGCGAUGCGGGCGGGCGGCUUCUAUGGGCCGUACGUCGACAGCGCCGAUUUCUACAGCCCGAUCCAGAAGACGCCCAAGCAGAAGGCGGACGACGUGACGGACAAGGCCGAUCUGGAUUACGUGGAGCAGGUGCUGCUGCCCAACCGUACGAAGCAGAUCGAGUGGUUCCAGGGGCGGGUUGGAGACCUGACCAAAUUGCUGCACGGGGAUGCAUUCGACAAGUGCCUUAAGCCCCGUCUGGAGGCACUCGUGGUAUGA
Molecule: messenger RNA, 2034 nt
Organism: Prorocentrum cordatum
Lineage: Eukaryota; Dinophyceae; Prorocentrales; Prorocentraceae
Source: the annotation of a GenBank genome assembly